AUGGCCUUCUCAGCCCCGCCCGUACGGGGCUCUUUCCGCGGCUUCCUAUUCGACAUGGAUCACUGGCAUACUGUGGGAAAAGAAAUCGGGGUUGCGCCAGAGGUCAUCCUCGAGACGUCCCACGGCCGGAGAAGUAUAGACAUCCUCAAGAUCUUGGCGCCUGAGAAGGCGAACUGGGAGUAUGUCAAGCACAUGGAGGGCCUCCUCCCACAAUACCACGGCGAGGACGCAUACGAGAUCCCCGGAGCUCGUGCGCUGCUCAAAGAAAUCGGCGAUCAUCACAUCCCUUGGGCAAUUGUCACAUCGGGAACAGUCCCUCUCGUUACUGGAUGGCUCAAGGUGCUCGGUCUGCCCAACCCAGAGCACCUGGUAACUGCAGAGAGCGUCCAGAAUGGGAAACCUGACCCAGCCUGCUAUAUACUGGGCCUGGAGCGGAUCGGCCUGGCCGGUGCUAACGAGAACGCAAACGUACUCGUGCUGGAGGACUCCCCCGCGGGUAUCAAGGCCGGCAAAGCGGCUGGAUGCAAGGUCUUGGGACUCGUAACAAGUCAUACCGCAGAACAGGUCAAGGCCGCCGAACCAGACUGGAUCGUCAAGGACCUGGACUCGGUCAGGAUCGUCGGGGUCGAGGACGGACUGGUCACGUUGGAAUUCUCGAACGGGCUGGCGGAGCUGCCCACGGAGAACGGCGUGGGCAUGGGGCCCCAAUGA
This is a messenger RNA of Diaporthe citri, 711 nucleotides long. RefSeq lists its product as uncharacterized. The coding region runs from base 1 to 711 and encodes 236 amino acids. Gene Ontology annotation, molecular function: beta-phosphoglucomutase activity; sugar-phosphatase activity. The record is from RefSeq and is a predicted model, not a curated record. Lineage: Eukaryota; Fungi; Ascomycota; Sordariomycetes; Diaporthales; Diaporthaceae. The transcript is spliced from 6 exons.